CCUCCCUCUUUUUAAAAACAAUUCCAGCUCUCAUCGCACAAGUGCAAAAACCCUAGAUCUCUACUCCUGCUUCCUCAAAUCGAAGAAAAUGCCGCGAGAGAUCAUAACGAUCCAAGUGGGACAAUGCGGGAACCAGAUCGGGAUGGAGUUCUGGAAGCAGCUCUGCCUCGAGCACGGCAUCGGCAAGGACGGCCUCCUCGAAGAUUUCGCUACUCAGGGAGGAGAUAGGAAGGAUGUUUUCUUUUAUCAAGCAGAUGAUCAACACUACAUACCACGAGCUCUCUUGAUGGACCUUGAACCUAGAGUUAUCAAUGGAAUACAAAACAGUGACUACAGAAACCUCUACAACCACGAGAACAUAUUUGUCUCAGAACAUGGAGGGGGUGCAGGAAACAAUUGGGCCAGUGGGUAUCACCAGGGAGAGCAAGUGGUGGAUGAUAUCAUGGACAUGGUUGAUAGAGAGGCAGACGGAAGUGAUAGCCUUGAGGGUUUUGUCUUAUGUCAUUCAAUUGCUGGAGGAACAGGAUCAGGAAUGGGAUCUUAUAUAUUGGAGACUCUUAAUGACCGCUACAGCAAAAAACUAGUCCAGACAUAUAGUGUGUUUCCAAACCAAAUGGAAACGAGUGAUGUGGUUGUCCAGCCAUACAAUUCACUUUUGACUCUGAAGCGCCUUACAUUAAAUGCUGAUUGUGUUGUUGUUCUUGACAAUACGGCACUGAAUCGGAUUGCUGUAGAGCGUCUCCACCUUACAAAUCCUACAUUUGCACAGACAAAUUCCCUGGUCUCGACGGUUAUGUCUGCAAGCACAACCACCUUGCGAUAUCCGGGAUACAUGAACAAUGAUUUGGUUGGACUUCUUGCCUCUCUAAUUCCUACUCCAAGAUGCCAUUUUCUGAUGACAGGGUAUACACCAUUAACUGUGGAGCGCCAGGUUAAUGUUAUCCGGAAGACUACUGUAUUGGAUGUAAUGAGAAGACUACUACAGACGAAAAACAUCAUGGUCUCUUCAUAUGCUCGCACAAAAGAAGCUAGUCAAGCAAAAUAUAUAUCAAUUCUGAACAUUAUUCAAGGAGAAGUUGAUCCUACACAGGUACAUGAAAGCUUGCAGAGAAUCCGUGAAAGAAAGCUUGUAAAUUUCAUCGAGUGGGGACCUGCUAGCAUUCAGGUUGCAUUGUCUAGAAAAUCUCCUUAUGUUCAAACUACGCAUAGAGUUAGUGGUUUAAUGUUAGCAAACCACACUAGCAUACGCCAUCUCUUCAGCAAGUGCCUGGGACAGUAUGAGAAGCUAAGGAAAAAACAGGCUUUCCUUGACAACUAUCGGAAGUUCCCAAUGUUUGCUGAUAAUGAUCUUUCCGAGUUUGAUGAGUCCCGAGAAAUAAUAGAAAGCUUGGUUGAUGAAUACAAGGCAUGCGAGUCACCAGAUUAUAUCAAAUGGGGGAUGGAGGAUGCUGAUAGAUCAUUGACAGGAGAAGCCAGUGUUGCUGGAGCAUUGGAAUCGAAAUUGACGAUGUAAUCAAGUAGGGCGCGUGAUAAGGCAAAAAAGGUACGAGCUUGAAUAUCGCUACAGAACUCGUCUCUGUUAUCCGAAAGGUGAAGUUAUUUUGUCGUGUGUACAUAUGUAUGUACGGAUAGAAUUACCAUUCGUGGUGUUUUUGGUGUGGCCUUGUAUUCGUGAGAAUUUAUACGGCGGGGUCUCCAUUUUCGUUGUGUUGGGACUGGCUUUUCUAUCUAAA
Molecule: messenger RNA, 1733 nt
Organism: Asparagus officinalis (garden asparagus)
Lineage: Eukaryota; Viridiplantae; Streptophyta; Magnoliopsida; Asparagales; Asparagaceae
Product: tubulin gamma-2 chain
Exons: 12
Coding region: 89-1513 (474 amino acids)
Biological process (GO): cytoplasmic microtubule organization; microtubule nucleation; mitotic cell cycle
Cellular component (GO): nucleus; gamma-tubulin complex; spindle
Molecular function (GO): GTP binding; structural constituent of cytoskeleton
Source: RefSeq, a predicted model, not a curated record